Messenger RNA from Manduca sexta (tobacco hornworm), 2225 nucleotides. It is a transcript of the gene PQBP1, whose product is annotated as polyglutamine-binding protein 1. Gene Ontology annotation, biological process: alternative mRNA splicing, via spliceosome. The record is from RefSeq and is a predicted model, not a curated record. NCBI's taxonomy places the organism in Eukaryota, Metazoa, Arthropoda, Insecta, Lepidoptera, Sphingidae. The transcript has a single exon. Gene Ontology annotation, cellular component: cytoplasm; nuclear body. Gene Ontology annotation, molecular function: protein binding; ribonucleoprotein complex binding. Bases 142 to 969 code for a protein of 275 amino acids.
GGUAUCAUCACUAGUUGUCAAAUGUCAUCACAUUCAAAUGUCAUCAUUGAGCAAAUAUUUAGUAUAGUGGAUUAAGAUAUAUUUAAAUACCCAAUUUGUGGUAUCUCAAUUUAUUAAUACCUAUUUAAAAAGCUAAACGCAAUGCCUUUACCGCCGGCAUUAGCUGCACGUCUUGCCAAAAGAGGAUUAUUAAAACCAACAACCGAAGUCAACGAUGUACCCGUCCCGCAAGUUAACGAAGAGAUUAUAGCAGAGGACUACGACAACAAGCCAGAAGAACAAAAUAAUGAAAAAUUCUGGGAAGGAAUAGAAGGCGUUAAUGUUGAUCCCAUUAAAGGUCACAAAGGUUGUCCCAACAAAAGCAACAUAUACCAUGAGUGCUCCAAAUAUUGCGUUAAACGCUGGAAACAAGGUCAUGUGCCAGAUGAAGAAUAUUUGGAAAUAAAACGCAAAGUUUUAGAAUUGUGGCCUCUUCCGCCUGGAUGGGAGGAAGUUUAUGAUGAGGGAUAUGGACAACAUUACUUCUGGAACAUUCAUAAUAAUUUAGUUACAUGGUUUCCACCGGCACAUUCUCGCGCGGUGCCCACUGAAAGUGCAGCUCACUUGCGUGAAGAGCGUUUAAUGAAAGAAGGUGAUGAGAGUGAUGACAGUAGUGAAGCAUCUGAUCAGGAAGUUCCACAACAAAACCACAAGGAAAAGCGACGGGACAGAAAAGAAAAGGAUAAAGACAUGGUACAUCACAGAGAUAAGAAACGGCCAAGGGUCAAGGACAAUGAUUUAGAUCCAAUGGACCCGGCUGCAUAUUCUGAUGUCCCUAGGGGCAAUUGGACUUCAGGCCUUGACACACAUGCUAAGACCGGAGUGGACACAACUGCUUCAGGGUCCUUGUACCAAAUGCGCCCCUACCCAACGCCUGGAGCCAUUUUAGCAGCAAAUGCUAAACAACAUUCACCCCCAUUGUCACCUUAGAUAAAUAAUUUCAUUCUAUAUUGAUUGUAAUAUUAUUUGUAUUAUUUCUAAAUAAUGUAAAAAAAUCCAUAUACUUUAUCAACACCUUAGUGUCAGUGUCAUCUUAAUGUCUGGUGAAAAUAGUCACUCAAGUUAACAGAAAUUCACAUAAAGCUCAAUGUUGGUAUGAUUGUUGGAAAAACCUCAAUAAACAAUAUAUGCAUGCACAAAAAAAUUAUGGUCAAAGUUCAUAAGUAUGGGUUUCUUGCAUUAUUAAAAACUACAUUUAAUCAUAAAAAUAGAUUAGACAAAAUUAAUUGUUCCACACACUAUCGCCAUGUCUAAGGCGAUAGUGUGUGGAACAAUUCAGACAUGGCGAUAGUUAAAAUAUUCCUAUGAAUAUUUUAACAAAAUUAUUUCCAUCUAACUCAAUACAUGAUUAAAGCCUUUUUUUAGUUUAUAUACUAUAUCUUAGAAAGAAGUGUAAGAACAAUUUUUAUAGAUAUUUAAAAUUCUACAGUUUUGUCUAAAUAAUUUUUAUGAUAAAAUAUUUUUGUGGAAAAAUAAAAAAAAACAUAGGUACCUAAAAACUUUUUUUUGACCAUGAAAAUUUUUUUGCAUGUUAUGCAGAAUCGAUGGGGAAUUUUCAGUUUGUUUUAAUGGUGUUCCCAACAUUUGUACAUUAUUCUGUUUCGAGCUAACCUGAAUAAGAAAACAAAUCAAACAUCUUGAAUAUCCUUGAAUAUUCAUAGUGAGGUGACUUGGUAAGUGACCAUGUUGUUUGUUUCAUGAAAAUGUCUGAAUACUUAUGUAAUGUAAUUUAACUAUUUCAUACACAUCUAAAUAUAUUUAGUAAUUACUUGUAAAAUGUCUUAUUGAUAAAAUUUAAGAAUUAAGUACUACAAAAUAUGCAAUAAAGAUAAUUAAAACUGCUUAGAUAUUUGUACUGAUCUCCUAUAAAGGUAUUUAAAAAAUGGGCACAGAAUUAUUGUAGUAUAUCUAGUUAUUCGACUAUUAUCGGCGGGGACUGGCGGGUCAUAUGUUCAAUAGGGAAAUUAUAUUGUAUGGCUGGAGCCUUAAUUCCUUUGAAUGAAUAUUGUCGCCAAAUAAAUAUAUACUUAAUGUAUAAUACUAGGUGUUGCUCGAUGCUUUAUCCGUGAAAAGUCAGUCUCGUUGUAAGUCCCCAAGAAACUGUAGCGAUCCAUAGCGGGAUGUGCACGCCAGCGCCACCUAUUUAAAGAAUCAAAAUAACAAAUUGUAAUAUUUAUUUAUUUAUA